Molecule: messenger RNA, 2817 nt
Organism: Galleria mellonella (greater wax moth)
Lineage: Eukaryota; Metazoa; Arthropoda; Insecta; Lepidoptera; Pyralidae
Gene: Nf-YA
Product: nuclear transcription factor Y subunit alpha
Exons: 10
Coding region: 284-1183 (299 amino acids)
Biological process (GO): regulation of transcription by RNA polymerase II
Cellular component (GO): CCAAT-binding factor complex
Molecular function (GO): RNA polymerase II cis-regulatory region sequence-specific DNA binding; DNA-binding transcription factor activity, RNA polymerase II-specific
Source: RefSeq, a predicted model, not a curated record
UCGAAAUUCCCUUUUGUUAUGGUUGUGUUAAUGUGUUUUCGGGAUAUCAAUAAAUGUGUCCACGAAAAUGAAAAACUUUUUAUCGUGCAUGAUGAAAUUACUUAGAGCAGCCAUUUUGGUUACGGUGAUUUCGUCGGCCUUCGUUCCGUGACGUGUUUCAUAUCUUUACAACAUGGAUUAAAUUAUUACUAAUUUUAAUUGUUAAAUAUAUUUUGAUGCAUUAAUCGCACCAAAAAUAUAAAUUGCCUAUGUUUUAUAUUAAAUGUGUGAACAGUGAGUCAAUAUGGAGCAUGCUCAGAUGCAAAGUUCUGAUGGUGCUCAAGUGAUGACCAUUAAUGGCCAACAACUACAAGUGUUGCAAAUGAAUAAUUCCCCACACAUGAUACAAGGUCCGAACGGUCAACAGAUUAUGGUUCAUGCUAUACCGUCUUCUGGACCAGCAAUACAGAUUGGAACUCCACAAAUCCAGGUAGUGGCAACACCCAAUGCACAACAGUUGCAACAAUUACAAGUCGUGCCUAUAUCCAGCAUUCAGGGUGCCAGCAACAAUAUUCAACCAAUGCAGCUUGUGCAAACUGCAGACGGACAGACAUUCAUAUACCAGCCAGCAGCGAGUGCCCAGCCUGCCAUAGAUCAGCAUCAGAUCAUACAUCAGCCAGCUGUUAUUAAUCUAAAUGGGAACUUAGUGCAAGUAGCGGGUGUGGGCAAUGCAGUACAACCACAGCAAAUCGUCAACCAACCAAACAUUGUUAUGAUGGUGAACGGCAAUAACAAUAAUAGCGGUGCUUCAUCAGCGGAGGGCGCAGCCUCGUCCGCGGCAGGCUCCGACGAGGAACCACUGCUGUACGUGAACGCGCGCCAGUACAAGAGGAUACUGAAGCGACGAGCCGCUAGAGCUAAACUGCAUGAGCAGGGCAAGAUACCUAAAGAGAGACCGAAAUACUUACAUGAGUCGAGACACAGACACGCUAUGAACAGAAUACGCGGCGAAGGAGGCAGGUUCCACUCUGGUAGUAGAAAGAACAUGGAUAACUCAAACCAUUCAUCGGAUGAUAUUAAAGUAUUGGAAGACCUAAAACCUGAAACGGUGUCCAUAACUAUCAUACAUGACGAGGACACACAAGAGAGACAGCCAAAUCAAUGGCGGAGACUCGCACCGCACCAACCACUGCAGUCCACAUAGCAGAUAAAAGUGGCAUAUGUGUAAAUGUGACUGAUUUGUGAUGUUCAGUGAAAUGUUUACGUCAUAUCACUUGGAUUUAUCCAGGUAGAAAUACAAGGACUAGAAGUUUCAAAAUUUCAUUGGCCUUAAUAUGAAUUGGCAAGUUUUUUAUAAAAACCAAAGGGCUGUUUAUGUAGUAGUGUCUACUGGCCAGUUUUAUGCAAUGUAUUGUUAGGAAAUUAUUAUGUUGCGUUGCCAUUAUUGUAUUUUGAUAUUAUAGUUUUGUUUCAAAAUAAAAGCGCAUUUAUAAUGUUCAAUAAGUAUCAAAACACAUUAAAAAUUAAUAUAAUAAUAGGAGGCGACCAUUACACCUGUAAGUUUUACUUGCAUAUAUAAGUUACAUACAUUACAUAAGCAUUAUAAACUAAUUGCAAUUGAUUUAUGAAUGUUAUUUUUAACUAGUGUCAUUUGCAAAAUUACAUUAGGCAAGUGAAACUUGAGGUGUGAAAAAAGCUACUUUCAUACCAUAUAAUGUAUACAUAUACAGUAUUAUUGUUUUUUAAUAAAAUGAGAAAAAUUGUAUUACUCAUCCUGAUCCAUUGACAUAUAUAUUGUACAUUGUUCUAAUAAGUGUAUCUGAUACAGUAGACACGAGUCAAUGCUCUUUCAAAAUAAAAUCACAUACUAAUAAUUUAUUAUUACAAGGACUUAGUUGCAAUUUUUUUACUGCUAUGUAAAAUAAAGCUACUUUUAUUAAUAGAUUUGUAAUUUAAGGUUGUUUUAAAUUAUUGUUGUUGAGGAUUUUGAUUCCGUAAAGUUGUUUUAAUAUUAUAGUUUUAAAUUAAUAGGUUAAUCUCUAUUUGUAGUCUCCUUUUUAUAAAAAAAAAAAAAAUGUACACAUAUAGUUUUUGUAAAUGGGAUUAUUCAGAAUUUUCCUAGUUACUGUUUGAGUCUUGUGUGCACUAUGAAAAAUCAUAGAUAAAGUAUAGAUAGUUUUUAUCUAUGGUAAAUGAAUGUGAUGCUACAGAUAAAUUGACAAUUUGUUGUUAAUUUAAAAUAAUAUUUGUUUCUAAUGGAAUCACAAGUAUAGUUAACUUUACUGCCAUUAUAGUUAUACUUUUUUUGAAAAGUUUUUUUAACACCAAAUCACAUUAUGUUCAUAAUAAAUAAGGAAAAAAAAAUGUUUACAAGCAGUAUAAUUAAAUAAUAUAUGGGUCAGUACAGAUCGUGAGUGUGACGGCGAAUAGACUGAACUGUUAAUGAUUCGUCGUUUUUGAAGUUGUAUUUAAGUCACUAUUAUUCUCAUUUUCUCUUGUUUUUUUCCUUUAUAUUAAUUUUAAAUAGUUUUAAAUUUUACCUGUUUAUACACUAUAUCCCACUAUACGUUUUCACGUGUUUAUUUAUGUAAAAUAGUUAAUAUGUUAGCUCGAUUUAUGUUUUUUUUUUUGAUAUCUAAGAAAACACAAUCACUGUCUGCCCCACUUGGAAUAUAGUCAUGAGCAUAAUUAAGACCAAAGUAUUAUCAAUUGGACGAUGACUUAAGAUAUGAAGAAAAAUCAUGUAAAUAUUGGUGACUGUAAUUACUACUGAGUAGAGUACUGUGGAACUUUUAUAUUGCAAUUAUGUAAGUACAAAAUAAAUAUAACUGCACAUAA